AGGAGGGGAGACGCUUUCCACCGUCAGCGCCUGCCGGAGCAGAGCAGGGGAGCCCUGGCAACAAGGAGAGACACAAACUCAGCAGCCCGUUACACCCAACAGGAAUGGUGACACCACCUGUAGACAUACGGACGUGGACAGACGGCGCAGACACCUGGAACACUUCCCUCCCACUAGUGGAGAGAUCCAGACAUCACACCGGGAACAGCAGCUCCAGGUGGUUAACAGCUCUCAACUGAACAGCAGGCUCCACCCACUCUGCCUCUAUUAGCUCCGCCUCCCCUGCUCAGGUAGGACUCAGGGAGUGCUGAGUCUCUGAUUCCCUGCACUGCAUUCUGGGAAAGUCUGGAACCUUCUCCAUGGGCUGUACCACCUGCUGACAAACCAGGGGGAUCUGGAGGAGCUGUGUUGAAUGAGGAUUGUGCUGGGUGUCGGCAGGCUUGCUUCCUCAGGGAAAUGAUUCCACAUGAAGUGCGACGCACUCGGCCCCCUGUCGUCCUCGGCGGCAGCUGCAGGUGUGACGUCGUGACUCUCCCCCCUACCACACUGAGCUCACCCUUCAGCCGCUAAAGACCCCUGGACCAAACAGACGGCCCUACCCCCUCCCCCUCUAACCUGCUCCCCCUUCCAUAUCUUCAUCUCCAUCUUUAAUCCUCCCUCACCUGCUUGUUAGGUCCAGGAUUUUCUUGGAAAUCCUAAAGACCUAUUUUAAAGACCUUGGCUGUACUGGAUAGAAAGUGAAAGAAAGAAAAGAUUGGGAAAGUUAAUUCAUAGCAAAUUAAAGAUAGAUACGAGGCAGAUCAUCAAAAGUGAGAAAAAGAGACAGGAAAGUGAAAUAGAAAGCUGAAGGAAGGGAAUAAAAACAGAAAAGGCUGUAGAAGUCCAAAAGUUAAGGAAAGAUAAGGAAAGUACGGUUGAGGGACGUGAGGCGAAGUCAGCAUGAAGUCCAACCAGGAACGCAGUAAUGAAUGUUUGCCCCCAAAGAAGAGGGAGAUCCCCUCAAGCACGUUAGCAUCAGAAAACCGCUCACCCACGAUGCCACCUGCUAGUGACAGCCAGCGCUCAGAGAACUUGGCGUGGCUCGCUAGUGUGGCUGGUGGGAAUGAAAGUGGGGUGGGUGGGCACAGUAGCUCCAGUCAGUCUGACAGACCCCAGUAUAAAUCCCUGUUCUCCUCAUCAGACUCUUCAUCCUCUUCUUCAUCACUGAGGGUGGUCUCAUCUCUUCCCACAGUGUACACAUCCCCCCUGUCGCAGUCCACAGUUGGAGGAACUGUCCAUUACACCCAACUGCCUCCCAAUCUGCAGUUCAUAGCCUCUCCCUACCCUGCCCCAUACACAGGCUACAUCUCCCCUCAACUACUUCCACCUCCUCCUCCACCUCCACCCCUUUCCUCUCCUUCUUCUUCCUCCUCCUCCUCUUUGGCGGGACAGAGAUGUUCAAACAUGGAGACAGUCUCUGCUCCAUCACAGGCCUCAAAACACGACCAGCAGAGAGCAUCCACAGGACGUACCUCUAUGCCUCCGCCUCCCACAGAUCCUGCUCCCUACCACGUUCAAAUGUCAACCUCCCCACGGACUGUGCCAUCGCCUCAUCACCAUGGAGCCGUUCACCUUCCUCCCCAUGCCGUGCAGGCCCACCAUUCUUUGGGACAUGGUUUGUCUCAGGUUAUGGUGCAGUAUAUGGACGGGCCAACCAGGAAAGAGGACAGUAGCUCCAGACCUAGAGAGCUCCACAACGGAGAGCUGGAAAGGGGCCGACGGUUUGGAGCAUCCCCUGAGUCCAGCCUCUCUAAACCAGGGAGCAAAUCAAGGGACUCCUCAUCUUCUUUGACCUCCUACGAGGCACGCCACAUGGUUUUACCAUCAGACUACUCUACUCAUGAUCCCUCAGGAUUGAGAACAUCUGUCAUGCUAAUGCCCAACAGCCAUGUAGACCACCAGCUGGUACCACAAAGAUCCAACAAUGAAAAACUUUCAACAUCUGCCCCCACACAUCUGGAGAAAGGUGGCAUUUUGCUGGGCAAACCUGUCAAUCGAACAUCAACAUCCUCUAACACCACCUCUUCUUUCACGUUUCCACCACCAUUGAGUGUCAACAGCCUAAAAGCUGCUGCUGUUAGCACUCUGUCACCCCAGACUGUUAUUCAGACCACCCAUAAUGCUACAGAGUCUCUAUCAAUGGGACUCCCCACCACAAGUAUCUACCCACAGCCACCCAUCAUAGGUUACAUCGCAGGGGGCAGUGGGGGCCAGCAUACACCAAUCAGCUACCACACCAGCCUACAACAACACUUACUCAUUCCUGGUGCCCAACCGGUUAUUAUCCCCGUUAGUGGGGGUGGAGUUACCACCUUGGAACAAGUAACCUCAUCCAGUCAAGCAACACCUUUUCCCACCACACUCCCGCACACGUACAUUGCUGCCACUGCCCCCAAAGGAGAACCUCCAGAAACUCCCAGUGGCUCGUAUCACCAGGCCACAUCAGGUGCAGUGGUCCAAGCCCAGCUACAUCUCCCGGUUGUUCCUGCUCCACCAGGGCUGGCCACAGCUUCCGCUCCUCCUCAAACAUCAAGUACGGUGGUGCCAUCAUCGCUACCGCCCUAUUUCAUCAAGGGUUCCAUCAUUCAGCUGGCCAAUGGGGAACUAAAGCGUGUGGAGGAUCUGAAGACUGAGGACUUCAUCCAGAGUGCAGAGAUCAGCACUGAGCUGAAGAUUGAUUCAUCCACCGUGGAGCGAAUCGAAGGGAGCCUCUCCUCACCUAACUUUGCUGUGGUUCAGUUUUCUGUUGGUGAGCACCGUGCACAGGUGAGUGUAGAGGUCUUAGUGGAGUACCCCUUCUUCGUCUUCGGCCAAGGCUGGUCUUCAUGCUGCCCUGACAGGACCACCCAGCUUCUGGAGCUGCCCUGCACCAAGCUCUCUGUGGGCGAUGUUUGUAUUUCACUCACGCUCAAGAACCUGAAGAACGGAUCUUUGAAGAAGACUCAGCCCCUGGAGCUGCCUCCCCCUGCCUCUGUCCCAGCCCCCAGCCACGGGCACCUCAAACCCCACCGAGCUGGAUCGGACACUCCCCAAAGCUGCAGUGGAGGAGGCUCCAGGCACAGCGAGAGGGAGAAUGGCAUCGGCCAGCAGGGGAAAGGUGGAAGUGGUAAUGGAAGAGGCAGGGGCACAAAUGUGGAAAACGGGGAUCUUAAUUCCGAAGCAGGCUCCAGUAAACCAUCAGGAGGCAGGAAGCGGAGAUGGUCCGCCCCAGAGGGUCGAAAAGUAGAAAAAUCAGAGGAAGAGCCUCCUUUGACCCUUCCCAAACCUUCCUUUAUCUCUCAAGAGGUGAAAGUCAGUAUUGAGGGAAGGUCAAAUAUUGGAAAGUGAAGGCCAGCAGGACUUAAAAACCAUUGGAACUUGGAAAUAAAACAUAAAAGGAUUCUACAAAAAAUGAAUGCCCACUUUACUGUCUCAGUUGUCUUGGUUUUAAGUUUUUUGUUUUUAUUUUUCUAUCUUGAAUACUGUACUGUAGAGGUAAAUCUACCCUACAUGGUGUCACCUUACAUUAAGUCCAUGUAGUUUAUAACACACUUUUUUAUAGAUGGGUUUAAUACGACACAAGCAACUAGUGCCGAUUUGGAGGUUUUCAGGAGACGAGAGAUUUGUGUUAAAUGUAUAGUGUUGGCUGUGUUGCACACAUGAGCAAUGCUUGAUGGCUCUUCUUGGCUGGCUACUCAUUCUUUAAAGCUACUGUGAGGAGUUAUAAGUAGGGUAUGAAACAUACUAAUCGUAUUGAUAUCUCAUUAUGACCCAAAGAAGCAAACUAGAUCAUAAUCAACAGAAUUUGUUAUUUUUUGCCUUCAAGUGCUCCUGAAGGGGACACAUUUAUUAAAAGCAUGCCUCAUAAGCAGCCUCAGACAUUGACCUUGAACGGUUACAAUUGAAAUAAAGCAAGGGACGAUUUUUGUUUUGAAAAUAAGAAAUAUGCAGCCUUACCACUUUGUCCAUCAGGGAUACCCAAAUUGACACUAACCAACAAUUCCUCACAGGAGCAUUAAAAUGCUAAUUUCAUUAAUGCACAGUUAGCUUUCAGCCCUGUCCAGACAAAAACACUUUCUCACAACUUCUUUUCUCACAGGAUUGAUGUGAUAUCAGCUUAGCCUGAGCAUGAAAGAUUUGUGGGCAAAUCAUGAAAAUGUUAAUUUUCUAAAUCAGAUUUGGGCCUUGACAAAAAAAAAAAAAACAAUUGCAGUAAACAAGUCAACUGUUGAUUAUAGUGUCAACAGAUGGUCAGCCCUUGGCAGUGAUGUCAUCAAGUGUUGCCUGUGUGCUGCACAUAGAGAGGGAACAACACUUACUCUGUUCAGCUUGAUCACAGUUUCAUUUUUGCGGUUCAUUUUUUCUUUAUCCUUCAUCUUCUAUCUCACCAGAUAGUUGUUUUUUGAUGAUUGUCGGGAAAAAAUUAAAUCAGGGGUCAUUUAGUUAAGAAUGAACCUAUAUGUGAGUCAAUGUUAAUGUAUAAAAUGUGAGAUACCCUAACCUAACUAUAACACAUACAAGUGCAAACACAAUGGGUUGGCUAACUUUAAUUUGAAAGGAAGAAUCCAUACAAUCCUUUUCAGAUUGCUUUAUACUUUUUAGCGAGAUUCAAAAAAGGCUGCAUGAGAGGAACCGAAGAGAUUUUGUGUCAGUUCUGCGAGGGUCAAGAUGUUUCAAAGCACUUAAAAGAAACCGGUCACUCACCAUACAGCAGAGAAAUAAGUUGUCUCUUUAUUUACGCAGUACUGUAUGUUUAUAGUUUUUAUUAUUAUUUGGACAAGGGUAGAAAGUAGCAACAGCACUUUGGAGGGUGAACUUUUAGAGAAGUGAAGGGGGUUGUGAGAAUGGAUGUGCCAUGGGAUUACAAAGAAAGAGAUGAUUUUGGUAGGUAAAAGUAGAUGGUUAGAGGAAAAAAUGGGGAUAAAAGGAAAAAGAGUCAACUGUUUUUGCAUUUCAGCUUAUAGGCUACAGCUAGCUAAAUGUACAAGCACAUUGAUCGUGGUAGAACAGUUGAUGGUAAGAGGAAAAAUGCCAAAAGCAGAAGAAUAAACUUUUUAAGCAUAUGUGCUUGUACUGCCAGCUUGGAGGAAAAAAUGCUAUACAAGUAAAAGGAAUUUGUUUUUAGCAUUUGCGCUUGUACAACUAGCUAGCUUUAGUGCAAGUUAGUUUCACAAACUAGUCCGGUGUACAAGCACUUUUGCUUAGAAGUAAGUUGUUGUGAGGGGAAAAAUACUAUAAAAGUCAAAGAAACUAACUUUACUCACAUAUUUGUGCUUAGCUAGAUUUAAUAGUGAAAGUUGGAUGUGAAACUAGCAAACUUUACAAGCAGAGCCGCCCCAAAAGAAAAGAUUAUAGUUAGCAGAAAAAAAAAUGCUGCAGAAGGAAAAGAUUUUUUUUUUCUCAAAAGCGCUUGCACAGCCUGCUAGCUUUACUAUUGCAAGUUUGCAGUGCAAACUAGCUCACUGUACAAACACUUUUACCUUGGUAGAAAGAAGUUGUAAUGAGAGAAAAAAGCACGAUAAAAGUAAAAGGAAAAUUUUUUAAGGGUUUGUGCUCGUACAGCUUGCUAUCGACACGCACUUUCACCUUGGUAGAGAAAAGUUGAUAAUUAGGGGAGGAAAAACACUAUAAAAGGAAAAGAAAUUAUUUGUUGAUAGUAUUUGUGCUUGUACAGCUUAGCUAGCUUUACUUUUGCAAGUUAGCUGUGCAAACAAGCCCACUGUACAAGAGCAUUUACCCUGGCAGAGGGAAGUUGAAGUGAGAGGAAAAAUGCUAUAAAAGUUUGAGGAAUUAGCUUUUUAAACGUGUGCUUGUACAGCUAGCUAGCUUUACAAAUGCAAAUUAUCUGUUAAACUAGCCAGCUGUACAAGCAUUUUCACCUUGGUAGAGAAAAGUUGAUAAUGCGGGGAGACAAAACAAUUUAAAAGGAAAAGGAAUUAAUUGUUUAUAACAUUUGUGCUUGUACAGCUAGCUAGCGGCACUAGUUCAGCUAUAAAAACUAGCAAGCUGUACAAACUUUUUUUUAAUCCAGAAAGGUGAAAGUAGUUGGUUAGAGGGAAAAUUGUGAUUUGCAGGAAAAGAUUAAGCUGUGUUUUAGGACGUGUGGCUGUACAGCUAGCUAUUCAUGCUAAUGUUGAAAUGUGUUUGGAAAGUUUGGGUUUAAACAAGGAAAAGGCUUUGAAAUAAUCCCAGUGAUGUUUGACUUAGACUGAGAGCACUGGUUUAGAGGCUCAUGCCACAGAAUUUUGAAGGGUGUCAUAUAUUUGUAAUGUUUGCGUGAGUGUGCCAGAGUGUGCGUGACGCUGAUCUGUGUCUGUUCUUACACACGCAUGCUAACACAAAGACAAACAGUACAAACAAUCCCUGAAACUCAAUGUGGUUAAAUGUGUACUGUAACUGUUGACACUAGUUGACUGAUGGAUAAAUGCUAACAGCCCAGCGUAUGUGUGUGUUAGUGUAUGAGUCUAUGUAUACUAUGUAUAGGAAAAGGAGAUACUCAUAUAAUGUUUAGACAGUGCUAAAUGUCCAGUGUUUCUACUUGGAGUUGUACUUAAGAGAAUCUUGCAAUUUGCACAUCAGGAGGAGUAAGAGAAAGGUGGAGACGUCAUUUUUGACGGCCCUGUCCUGAAACAAGCCCUUACACACUGGAGGAGAGCGGGGUUAUUUUGUCUACACAGGCACUCGUCAGACUGUAGAAGAGAUUUUUCUACAGCAACACAGAUGAGGUCAGACUGCCUGACUGUUUUUACUACCAUAACCAUGGAUAAAACAAGUAUUUUAACAUGUGCCUGUUUACUGAAUUUCCUGAUAUUAGUGGAACAUAAAUCAGUUUUGAUGCGUUAUUUUCCUGCCGUUGAAACCAAGGUGUAAGGACCAAGAUUCAGUUUUGAACACGGCCUGGGCUUUCAGCAAGUUAAAACUAUAUUUUCCAGGAUUAUUUUCUUGCAGAUGCCUCAGCAGAUAUGCCUGCUUGGCUGUCCUGGUAUUAGGGUUAGCAUAGCAAAGAUCUUUCACUUUUAACAUCUUCACAGGCUAUUCUUUUAUUAGCUUAUUAAGUUGCAAUGUGACAAUGCAUGAUCUUAUGCUUUUAAGAUUUUACUGCAGAGAAACAGUCUGAACUUCUCUCCAUCAUAGUUUAAAACCUGGUAGCAACUUCUUUGGAUGAGAAAUAAAACUAAUGCAUUGUGAAAAAGAAAAGGCCUUGAGUGGCUGCAGAAGCAGCAGAAGUUGUGCGCCAAGCCACAAUUAGUUGACUGCAAACUAAGUGAUUUUUGUUUUUCAGAGGGCGGUCAAUUUGAAUAGGACUUCCCUCUCACGAAUACUCCGUUUUAGCUGAAAAUUUUGUUGCAUGUUCUGUGCUCCCUUGAAAGUCAAAGCAUGCUGCUUGGCUGUCCCAGGGAGCAUCUUUUGAGCAGAGCCUUCCCCGUCAAGAAAAAAUUUUAACCAUUUUGCAAAAAAUGGUAACAUUUAUGACAUGAGUGUUCUUGGCUGCGUUUAUGUGCGUUCUGAUUGUAAGUUGCUAUUUAACAAUGAAAUGUUUCACCUACGCUGCAUGUAACAGUCUGUUAAAAUCAUGCUCAGUCAUUUGCUUUGCAUUGGCAGUUUGCUAGAGAUAUAGUGUUGAAAAAUUGGCAGAGAUGGUGGCUUUCUGCAGGCAUAUCUGUUGAGAUCUCUCCUCUGAAUCUGUCUUUAGUUAUUGGUGUAUGGCAGAGAUAAUUUAUUAGCUGGCAGGGUUUUCAGUUGCUUCUAAGAAGCGGAUGAGUCUUAUUUUCAUCCCACUGAUAAUAUUAGCUGUGUUGGGCAGUGUUGUUUCAGGUGGCUGGGUGAUGGCAGGAUGGAUGUGUGGUCUGAUGGAUGAAGAAUAGAUGGAUAGGUGGUGGAGUAACAGGCAGAUGGAUGGCAGUGGCGAGUUAAUGUAAGAUUUAAAAAUGCUUUAUUUUUUAUAAUAAAACAGGGUUUCUCAGAUCAACUUCAUCGCAGGAGUACAUUUUCAUUUCUUCUUCUUUCCUAUCAUCAUUAGCUGUACAAACAGCAGUGUGUGGACUUCAAAUUUGUGCACAUGUGUGCGGUUGUGUGUUUCGUAACUGUGUGAUCUGUAUGUCCUUUUUUUCCCCAAAACCCUUUUUAAAAGCAGAAUAAUUGAAGCUGUCAGCCACUCAGAACAUGAAACUUUCAUUGUCAGGUCAGACACAAAAAUGUAUCAGCCAAAGCCAAGUCAUUCUGUAGUUGCUUUGGUUUCUUUAGAAAGCAAUAGUGAGAACAUUUCAGGCACUUGCAUUGUGUAAAGGUGGAUGCAGUUUUUCCGCUCAGUUUUUUCUGCAAUAACCAUUUCUUCAAAUAUUAUUCACUCUCUAGAUUUACAAACAAAACAACACCUCUUUUCUUCCCUCCGAAAAAAAUACAAUCAUGCCAUAUUCCUAAAAAUACUUAGCGAACAGAAUUAGCAUCAGCUAGCACCAGCCCCCUUACCAUGAAAUACAUAAAAAAAUAACUUAGUACAUUAGUACAUUAAAAUCUCAAGAGAUUGCAGUUGCAACAUUAGUUGCCUAGUUUUUCAGGGAAGUGUCUUGUAUAUGCAGUAACUUAAAAUAACCCCCAAAACCUCCACGGUUCCAGCUGAUGAGAGGAGUGAUGAACUUUUUUUUGACAUGCAGCUGAAGUAACCAGCAGACAUUUUGACUUCACUCAAGUCUGCCUCAUUGCCACGACUCCCGUAGUGACCUCGUUAAUGAUAAUUCAGGUACCCAAUCAUAGCCAGCCAGCCUCGCUAGCAACUCCUCCUGAGGCCAAGCAAUCGAUUAACCCUCAACAACCGUGAGCUACCUUUCAGUGCGUCCUGGUCUGGACUUCCUGUUCCCUCAGAAAUUUACAAAACUUUUUAUAUUCGGUCUUAUUUUAAUUACUAGCUUGAGCUUUUUUCACACAUGCAACUUACUCAGAAAAAUUCCUGACUUUCCUGCCUGUUAGUCGGUGUAGGGCUGGGGGUUGGGCAAUACAAAGGGGCUAACAGGUAAAUUUCAGGGUGGAAAAUUAAGCUGUUUGCAUUCACACAUGUGUCUCACCCUGGUAAAUUCAGGAAAUUUUCUGGAGUUUUGUGCAGGUGUGAAUGGGGCUUUUAACAGGUGGUUUAAGUUGAAAUGCAUGCUUUGAUAGUAGACUGAAAAAAGCAAUCAGAAAUGUAGACAUGUUGGUAAUGCAGAGGAGGAAAUGACACAUUUUCAAGGGUUUUGGUCUAGUUACCGUUUUAUAAGAUUCUCCCACUUUGAGACGUAUCACAAUGUGCAAUACUUACAUUUUGUUUCCCCUGUCUUUUGCUGUGCCAAGUGUAUGUAGCAUAGUCCUACUCCAGUGUCUCCUCCCUUUUAAAGGCUUGUGUGUUUUCCGUGUGGUGAAGUGUGUGUGGCAUCUUUAAAACAAGAGUCAGGAAGCUUGCAAAAAGGAAAUGAAAACCAACGGAGCGAUUGCGUGACUUUUCCCCCUUAGUCCUUGCAGCCUUCGUCACUUUGAGAGAGUGUGUUGUGUCUCCUUGGUGUGCAUGUUUGCGUGCGUGGCCUGCGUGUGUACGGGUUGUUUCGUCCUCUAAACGUCUGUGAGAUCAUGAGCCUGACCCUCGACGGUUCAUGGUGAGACCCACAGAAAAAAAGAAACCUCAUUGCUAGUGGGGACCACUUUUUGUUAAAAAAAGAAAAAAAAGUAAAAAAAGUAAAAAAAAAAAAAA
Molecule: messenger RNA, 9736 nt
Organism: Cheilinus undulatus (humphead wrasse)
Lineage: Eukaryota; Metazoa; Chordata; Actinopteri; Labriformes; Labridae
Gene: atxn1a
Product: ataxin 1a
Exons: 5
Coding region: 940-3366 (808 amino acids)
Biological process (GO): nervous system development; negative regulation of transcription by RNA polymerase II
Cellular component (GO): nucleus
Molecular function (GO): RNA binding; protein binding
Source: RefSeq, a predicted model, not a curated record